Molecule: messenger RNA, 1647 nt
Organism: Scaptodrosophila lebanonensis
Lineage: Eukaryota; Metazoa; Arthropoda; Insecta; Diptera; Drosophilidae
Gene: Idh3b
Product: isocitrate dehydrogenase [NAD] subunit beta, mitochondrial
Exons: 5
Coding region: 119-1231 (370 amino acids)
Biological process (GO): tricarboxylic acid cycle; isocitrate metabolic process
Cellular component (GO): mitochondrion
Source: RefSeq, a predicted model, not a curated record
GCUGUUACCCGUGGUGGCCGAUUGAAUUUUUGCAAAAUUCAAUUAUAAAAUUCAAAUUUAACAAUUAGUUUAUACUGCUCGCUAGCUCAACUUCCCAAAGGACACGCAACCAAGAAACAUGGCAAUGCUGGCUAGAACAGUGGGACGCACAUUUAUGCAGGCAGCAGCGGCGCGUAGUCUCCACACCACGGCUGCCCUCAACCAUGAUUCCAAUUAUGGUGGCAACAGGACCACCUGCACACUCAUACCCGGCGAUGGUGUAGGUCCUGAGCUAGUAUAUUCCCUACAAGAGGUCUUCAAGGCGGCUAAUGUCCCUGUCGACUUCGAAUCGUACUUCCUGUCGGAAAUCAAUCCUGUGCUGAGUGCCAAGCUCGAGGAUGUUGUGGCGUCAAUCCAAAAGAACAAAGUCUGCAUCAAGGGUAUUUUGGCUACUCCCGAUUAUAGCAAUGUCGGUGACCUGCAAACGCUCAACAUGAAACUGCGCACGGAUCUCGAUCUCUAUGCCAACGUUGUGCAUGUUCGCAGCUUGCCUGGUGUAAAGACGCGCCACUCCAACAUCGAUACGGUCAUCAUUCGUGAACAGACUGAGGGUGAAUAUUCUGCGCUGGAGCACGAAUCGGUGCCUGGAAUUGUCGAGUGCCUAAAGAUUAUUACUGCCAAGAAAUCGAUGCGCAUUGCCAAGUUUGCCUUUGAUUAUGCUACGAAGAAUAACCGCAAGAAGGUGACUGCUGUGCAUAAGGCCAACAUCAUGAAGCUGGGCGAUGGCUUGUUUUUGAAGUCGUGCGAGGAAAUCUCGAAACUUUAUCCCCGCAUACAAUUCGAAAAGAUGAUUGUGGACAAUACAACCAUGCAAAUGGUUUCCAACCCCAACCAGUUCGAUGUCAUGGUCACGCCAAAUCUCUAUGGCGCCAUUGUAGACAAUUUAGCAUCAGGUUUAGUGGGCGGCGCUGGCGUCGUUGCAGGCGCUUCGUAUUCAGCGGAGACGGUGGUGUUCGAGCCGGGUGCACGUCAUACCUUCGCUGAGGCUGUUGGCAAGAACGUGGCUAACCCAACGGCAAUGCUAUUGUGUGGCACAAAACUGUUGCGUCACAUCAACUUGCACACCUACAGCGAAGUUAUUAGUAAUGCCAUCAACAAGGUGCUUUUGGACGGCAAGGUGCGCACCAAGGAUCUGGGCGGCCAAUCAACAACGCAGGACUUUACACGCGCCAUCAUUUCAAAUCUGCACUAAGCGUGCUAGUAAAUGGACAGUCACAAUAGCCAACAACCAUAAAUUACUGACUCAAGCUUACCUACACAAAUACACACAAAAACAUUAAGACGGGCCAUAGGCAGUUGUGUUGUUACAAAAUUGUAUUGUUAAAAAGUUGAUUUAGUUUCUUUCUUAUUAGUUUAUCAUUAGUGCGCAGUAUGUUCGUCUCUUAUGUUUCAAUGCCAUCCAUCGAGUAUUAUUUCUGCCGAAUAUUUUAGUUUAGUCAAUGCCCAUAUCCAGCAGUUAUAAAUUCCAUGUACCUACCACAUUACUUUUACAGAUUGGUCCUUAUCAUUAUUAUUUUCAAAUUUCUGUAUUAUUUUACCCAAGAAAAUUAUUUUAAAUUUUUUGUAUUAUGUAUUUUUCUCAUAAACACAUUGUAUUUUUGGUGCCAA